UCUCAUCGCAGUUAGUCUCGACCUGAAUCCUUAUGGAUUUGAUCACUUCUGCGCUCAUUGCGAUCAAUCGGAGGAGAGGCUCGAGCGGCGAAUACGCGGAGGAAGACCCCAUAGACGAAGAUGAAGAGUGCGUCGACGGAGAAGAAGCGCCGGAAGAAGAGGCAAAGGAGGGAGAUCGGGAGCGAUGGAUGAAUGUCGAGUUACAAACUGCCAUCGUGAAACAAGCGAGGACGGUCUUGGACACUCUCCCCAAGAUCGCCGGCAACGGCACGCUGACUCCACCACAGUGGAUGAAGGAGCGGCAUCUGCCGCCCAAGUAUGUAGCGGCAGCGUUUAAUCGACGUUUCCCUGACGCCCCGAUAUGCCGGCCCGCCGACAGCCUGGAGAAGCGCGCCGCUGCGGCGAUGAAAGCGGCGAAAGUAACACCAGCGAUGAGUACCCGGGUCGAGAACGGAGAGAUCAUUGAUGUGCUUUUGAAGGAGUCGGUCAUGGCCGUUUUCGCGACGACACAAGUUGUGUUCGCUCUCUACGUGCACGAGGUGAUGACAACCCCCGGCGGGGCGAAGGGAGUCAGGAUGAUCGGUCCAGGAUGCAAAUCGAAUUCGGAAGUGAAACCUCCUGGAGUAUCAGGGCAUGACUUCCCAAAUGCGGGUGCUCAAAAGGCAAUCAGAACGUUUGCGAUACGCGCGGUACCCGACGUUGGCAGGGUGGUGGUUCCGUUGGCGGGCAGGUAUUUCUGCACGGCCUCAGGGUGCCCUCUCGUCUUGGAAAGUGCCAAGAAGGCGGCCAACAAAAAAAAAGUGGUUGUUGCGGAUGACGGGUGGGACGAGGCCACCAUCCGCGAGCAUUGCCCAAACGGCGGUUCCUUUACCACAAUGGACGACAGGUACGGUGAUGAUUUUAUUUAA
This is a messenger RNA of Ectocarpus sp. CCAP 1310/34, 908 nucleotides long. Lineage: Eukaryota; Phaeophyceae; Ectocarpales; Ectocarpaceae. The record is from the annotation of a GenBank genome assembly.